Messenger RNA from Fusarium fujikuroi IMI 58289, 408 nucleotides. RefSeq lists its product as uncharacterized. Bases 1 to 408 code for a protein of 135 amino acids. The transcript has a single exon. Lineage: Eukaryota; Fungi; Ascomycota; Sordariomycetes; Hypocreales; Nectriaceae. The record is from RefSeq and is a predicted model, not a curated record.
AUGGGCAAGUCUCUCAUGGACAAGAUCCAGGCCAAGCUGGAGCUCUUCCGUCUCGAGCAACGCUACACCCGCCGCCGUCACCGACGUUCCACCUUCGUCUCCAACGCCGUCUACGUUGACGGAGAGUACGUCUACCAGACUCCCAACAGCACUGGCUCUUCCUCCGGUUCCUCAAACAUCGAUGCCCUUCACGGGGACAAGGCCGGUGUUGGCUCUAUGCCCGCCCCCUCGAGCGUGGUCAUUGAUGAGCACCACUUCCCUUCUGAGGUUCAGCACCAGCAACAACCACCUAUGGCUACUGCUGAGCGCAAGCGUCUGAACCGCUUCAGCUCCAUUCCUCACUUUGGAGGCUCAGGCAACAAGCAGAUGCCCAGCAUUCAAGAGCGACGGAGCAGCAUGAUCCGAUGA